Messenger RNA from Colius striatus (speckled mousebird), 6188 nucleotides. It is a transcript of the gene RPTOR, whose product is annotated as regulatory associated protein of MTOR complex 1. Gene Ontology annotation, cellular component: cytoplasm; TORC1 complex. The transcript has 35 exons. The coding region runs from base 234 to 4289 and encodes 1351 amino acids. The record is from RefSeq and is a predicted model, not a curated record. Gene Ontology annotation, molecular function: protein binding; protein-macromolecule adaptor activity. Lineage: Eukaryota; Metazoa; Chordata; Aves; Coliiformes; Coliidae. Gene Ontology annotation, biological process: cellular response to starvation; TORC1 signaling; positive regulation of protein serine/threonine kinase activity.
CCGCGCCGCGUCCCUCGGAGCCCGCACGGGGCUGCUGGCUGCGGGACAGUCGGCGGGGGGCAGCCGCUGCGUCCCCCGAGCUCGCCGUUGGCCGCACGCCUGCGAGCGCAGCCUCCCUCCGCCCUUGCCCCGUCCGCCCGCCCGCGCCUCUGCCAGCCGGGGGGAUCCCUCGGUCCCCGCUGCGGGCGGGGCUGCGCAUCGCUGCUCGCUUGUUGCUCGGCCCUUCCCUGCUGAUGGAGUCUGAGAUGCUGCAGUCGCCUCUUCUGGGGCUUGGGGAGGAGGAUGAGUCUGACCUGACCGAUUGGAACUUGCCUCUGGCCUUCAUGAAGAAAAGGCACUGCGAGAAGAUCGAGGGCUCCAAGUCUUUGGCUCAGAGCUGGAGGAUGAAGGACCGGAUGAAGACUGUCAGUGUUGCCUUAGUUUUGUGCCUGAAUGUCGGUGUGGACCCUCCUGAUGUGGUGAAAACAACUCCCUGUGCCCGUCUGGAGUGUUGGAUUGAUCCUCUGUCAAUGGGUCCUCAAAAAGCUCUGGAAACCAUUGGUGCAAAUUUACAGAAGCAGUAUGAAAACUGGCAGCCAAGAGCCAGGUACAAGCAGAGCCUGGAUCCUACAGUGGAUGAAGUGAAGAAGCUGUGCACGUCUCUGCGGCGAAACGCCAAGGAGGAGCGGGUGCUUUUCCACUACAAUGGACACGGUGUCCCCAGGCCGACGGUGAACGGGGAGAUCUGGGUCUUCAAUAAGAACUACACUCAGUAUAUUCCUCUGUCCAUAUACGACCUGCAGACUUGGAUGGGCAGCCCUUCCAUUUUCGUCUACGAUUGCUCUAACGCCGGCCUGAUCGUCAAGUCCUUCAAGCAGUUUGCACUACAGAGGGAGCAGGAGUUGGAGGUUGCUGCCAUCAACCCCAACCAUCCGCUGGCUCAGAUGCCUUUGCCACCAUCCAUGAAGAACUGCAUUCAGCUGGCAGCCUGUGAAGCCAACGAGUUGCUGCCCAUGAUCCCUGACCUGCCAGCUGACCUUUUCACCUCAUGCCUUACUACACCCAUCAAAAUCGCUCUGAGAUGGUUCUGUAUGCAGAAGAGUGUCAGGCUGGUGCCAGGAGUCACGCUGGAUUUAAUUGAGAAGAUUCCUGGCAGGCUGAAUGACAGGAGGACUCCCCUGGGAGAGCUGAACUGGAUCUUCACUGCCAUCACAGACACCAUUGCAUGGAAUGUCUUGCCUAGAGAUCUCUUCCAGAAGCUCUUCAGGCAGGACCUGCUCGUGGCCAGUUUAUUCCGUAACUUCCUCCUGGCAGAAAGGAUUAUGAGAUCUUACAACUGCACCCCUGUCAGCAGCCCAAGGCUACCUCCUACCUACAUGCAUGCCAUGUGGCAAGCAUGGGACCUUGCAGUUGACAUUUGCCUUUCCCAGUUACCUACCAUUAUAGAGGAAGGAACUGCCUUUAGGCACAGCCCCUUCUUUGCAGAGCAGCUGACGGCGUUCCAGGUGUGGCUGACCAUGGGCGUGGAGAACCGCAACCCCCCGGAGCAGCUCCCCAUCGUCCUGCAGGUGCUGCUGAGCCAGGUACAUCGCCUGCGGGCUCUUGAUCUGCUGGGAAGAUUCCUGGACCUGGGCCCCUGGGCAGUGAGCUUGGCCCUGUCUGUUGGCAUCUUCCCCUACGUGCUGAAGCUGCUCCAGAGUUCAGCUCGUGAGCUGAGGCCGCUCCUUGUCUUCAUCUGGGCCAAAAUUCUGGCAGUGGACAGUUCAUGCCAAGCUGACCUCGUGAAGGACAACGGGCACAAGUAUUUCCUCUCUGUUCUGGCAGAUCCUUAUAUGCCAGCUGAACACAGGACAAUGACAGCUUUUAUCCUGGCUGUGAUUGUUAACAACUACAACACUGGACAGGAAGCUUGUCUUCAAGGAAACCUGAUAGCCAUCUGCCUGGAGCAGCUGAGCGAUCCGCACCCGCUCCUGCGCCAGUGGGUGGCCAUUUGUCUGGGCCGCAUCUGGCAGAACUUUGACUCGGCCAGGUGGUGUGGGGUGAGAGACAGCGCCCACGAGAAGCUCUACAGCCUCCUCUCAGAUCCCAUCCCAGAGGUUCGCUGUGCUGCAGUCUUUGCCCUGGGAACGUUUGUGGGCAACUCUGCUGAGAGGACUGACCACUCCACCACCAUCGACCACAACGUGGCCAUGAUGCUGGCCCAGCUCAUCAACGACGGCAGCCCCAUGGUUAGAAAGGAGCUGGUGGUUGCUCUGAGUCACCUGGUGGUUCAAUAUGAAAGCAAUUUCUGCACUGUGGCCUUGCAGUUCAUGGAAGAAGAGAAGAAUUACCCUCUGCCUUCUCCAGCUGCCACAGAGGGUGGGAGUUUGACACCGGUGCGGGACGGGCCGUGCACGCCGAGGCUGCGCUCAGUCAGCUCCUACGGCAACAUCCGAGCGGUGACCACGGCCAGGAACUUGAACAAGUCCUUGCAGAACCUCAGCCUGAAUGAGGAAUCUGGAAGCUCUGUGGCAUUUUCUCCUGGGAAUCUCAGCACCAGCAGCAGUGCCAGCAGCACCUUGGGCAGCCCUGAGAAUGAGGAGUACAUCUUGUCCUUUGAGACUAUUGACAAGAUGAGGCGAGUCAGCUCUUACUCUUCUCUGAAUUCACUAAUAGGUGUGAGUUUCAACAGUGUUUACACCCAGAUCUGGAGAGUGCUCCUUCACCUCGCUGCUGACCCCUACCCCGACGUCUCGGACUUGGCUAUGAAGGUUCUCAACAGCAUUGCCUACAAGGCGACGGUGAACGCUCGUCCCCAGCGCAUCCUGGACACGUCCUCGCUGACCCAGUCGGCCCCUGCCAGCCCCACCAACAAGGGCAUGCACAUCCACCAAGUGGGAGGGUCACCCCCAGCCACCAGCACCAGCAGCUCCAGCCUGACCAACGACGUGCCGAAGCAGCCGGUGAGCCGGGACAUGGCGUCUGUGCGACCUGCCAACGUCAGCAGCGUGGGGGUUCAGUACACCCCCCACUCCCACCAGUUCCCCAGGACCAGGAAGAUGUUUGACAAAGGGCCAGAGCAGACGACCGACGACGCCGACGAUACCGUUGGGCACAAAAGUUUCAUCUCGGCCACAGUGCAGACGGGUUUCUGUGACUGGAGUGCAAAGUACUUUGCUCAGCCUGUCAUGAAGAUCCCAGAGGAGCACGACCUGGAGAGCCAGAUCCGCAAGGAGCGCGAGUGGCGGUUCCUGCGCAACGCCCGUGUCAGGAAGCAGGCGCAGAAGAUCAUCCAGAGGGGUAUCUCCCGGCUGGACGAUCAGAUCUUCCUCAACAGGAACCCCGGCGUCCCCUCCGUGGUGAAGUUCCACCCCUUCACCCCCUGCAUCGCUGUGGCUGACAAGGACAGCAUCUGUUUUUGGGACUGGGAGAAAGGGGAGAAGCUGGACUACUUCCACAACGGGAACCCUCGCUACACCAGGAUCACAGCAAUGGAGUACCUGAACGGCCAGGACUGCUCCCUGCUGCUCACUGCCACAGAUGAUGGUGCCAUCAGAGUGUGGAAGAACUUUGCAGACCUGGAAAAGAACCCAGAGAUGGUAACUGCCUGGCAGGGGCUGUCAGACAUGCUGCCAACCACCCGAGGUCUGGCCCGAAGGGUUUCAAUCUAUCUUGACAGAAGUAAACAGGGAGGAGCAGGAAUGGUGGUCGACUGGGAACAAGAGACGGGGCUGCUGAUGACGUCGGGAGACGUGCGGAUAAUCCGGAUCUGGGACACGGACCGGGAGAUGAAAGUGCAGGACAUCCCCACGGGAGCCGACAGCUGCGUGACCAGCCUGUCCUGCGACUCCCACCGCUCGCUGAUCGUGGCGGGGCUGGGCGACGGCUCCAUCCGCGUGUUCGACAGGAGGAUGGCUCUGAGUGAAUGCCGCGUGAUGACGUACCGGGAGCACACAGCCUGGGUGGUGAAGGCGUACCUGCAGAAGCAUCCCGAAGGCAACAUCAUGAGCGUCAGCGUCAACGGCGACGUGCGCUUCUUCGACCCGCGCAUGCCCGAGUCCAUGAAGGUGCUUCAGAUAGUCAAGGGGCUGACGGCCCUCGACAUCCACCCACAGGCCAACCUCUUUGCAUGUGGCUCCAUGAAUCAGUUCACUGCAAUCUACAAUGGGAACGGGGAGCUGAUCAACAACAUCAAAUACUACGAUGGUUUUAUGGGACAGAGAGUUGGAGCCAUCAGCUGCCUGGCUUUCCACCCCCACUGGCCCCACCUGGCCGUCGGCAGCAAUGACUACUACAUCUCGGUGUACUCGGUGGAGAAGCGGGGCAGAUAACGGCUGGUGGCGCCGGCAGCGAGCCGCAGGGCAGGGCUCUGGCUGCCCCUUGUACAUAGCGAAGUUAUCGACUUGAAUGUUUAGUGUUGGCUGCUGCUGCAACCCAUAACUUGAACUUUUGUUUUUUCCCUGACUUAGCUACUGAUGGUCUGACAAGGGGAACACAGACAAUCUCCUUUUUUGUUGGUUUUUUCCCAGCUGUAUCCUCUCAAAGCUACAGACAAGGAACACUCUGGGGUUUGUUUCCAGUGGUUGGCUUCUCCGUCAGAAACACGGCUCCUGAGCUUGGAAGGACUGGAUGAGGCAGCACCUUUGACAAGGGCUUUCUGGUCUAGUCUCUGUUCUGCUGGGGUGUAGGUUGCUUUAAGGACUGGAGUCAGGAGUCUCCAUGGGACCCUCGGGCUGCCGCCCGUCCUGUGCCAGCCAGGGGCUUCUCCAGCCAGAGCAGAGCUGUCCCUCUGCAGAGCAAUGUGCAGGCUCCUGUGCUGCCUGAGCAGGGGCAAAGCACACCUCUCCUCUGCAUGAACCUCAUCCUCCCUGCAGCAUCCUCCCCUGUGGAAGCAAAGACAGAAGGCCCCUGAGGAAAGGGGCUUGAGGAGAGGACGGGAGCAGGGCAGGAUGCCCCCGUACCACAAGGCUGGAAGAAGAAGGAAUCAAUGUCUCUAACGUCCCAGCAAGCCUGGAGCAAGUCACUCAUGUAACUGCUUCCCACCCCAGCACACGGUGCUGGCUGGGAGAUCUGGGGUGUCUCACUCACUGGUACCUCUGCAGUCACUGUCCUGCCCACAGCAAACCCCACAGACACGUCUGAGAGCCUGGCAGCGCUGCCCAGCCAGGGAACGAGGCUGCAGGGCCAAGCCACAGGCUUCCAUGAGCUCUGACAUGCUGAUGCUCAGCAAGGUGAUGGCCAGGAGAGCUGGCACCUUGCUGUGUGUGUCUGCAGCUACACACCUCAUGUGGCCCUGGCCGUGGCUUGUCUGUCCCUGCAGAGCUGUGAGUGUGAGCAUGAGCCACUGACCAGGGGCAGGCAGCAGAUCCUGCUCCCAGCCCAGCAGCAGCGUCCCAGCUGCACAGGGGGAAGCCUGUUCCACCUUCCACGUCUGGACCAUGAAUGUCUGUCCCUUGACAUCUGUGAUGGGUGUGGGGGAGGGCUGGGCAAAGCCAAAGGGCAGGUUUCUCUGGAGGUGCAGUUUGGCUGACCAAGAGCAGAACUUGCACCGUGAGAAACCUCCUGUCCCUGUGCCUCUGCCCCAGCCCCGCUCCACAGCCACCACACUGCCCGUGUGCUGGCUGCCUGCGGGCAGCUGGGCCUGGCAGAGCUGGCAGAGCUGGCAGAGCUGGCUCGUGGCACGGCAGCCCCGUGCCAAGCCCUGCACACACACGUGGGGGCUGCGGGGGGUGAGGGCGCCGUGUGGGGCACCGUGGCUGUCCCCCCGCAGCAGGGAGGCCGAGGGUGACCCCGCAGGGUGACGAAUCGAAGGCUUUAAAGACAAAAAGAACUAGCUAGAGCUUCACUCUGAAGUUGCCCCAAGUCAGUGAUGGUGUGACACGGCCACCCGGCGGUAUGUGACCCCCCUCCCUGCCCCUGCCCGGGCUGAGGGCCUGGAGCCAGAGCACCUUAACACAGUUAACAGCCACAGCUUCCCAACACACCCUAGGCUUUUAACUUCUCUCAGUGUAUUUGUGACAGGAACCAAGAGGCAGCUGGCCAAGCAGGGGGUGCAUGGUGGGAAGCUGCUGCCCCCGCCAGCACUGCCCUGGGGGGUGUGUGUGUGUGUGUGUGGGGGCUGAUGCAGAGGUUCAAUCAUGACGUUUAACCAAGGCUCUGGAGAGCAUCCACCUAGAAAACUUCACUGAUGUCUAUUUAUUUUACAAAAAUAAAAGCUCUAUUAAGCAAAA